Molecule: messenger RNA, 841 nt
Organism: Xenopus laevis (African clawed frog)
Lineage: Eukaryota; Metazoa; Chordata; Amphibia; Anura; Pipidae
Gene: itpa.S
Product: inosine triphosphatase S homeolog
Exons: 9
Coding region: 115-648 (177 amino acids)
Biological process (GO): deoxyribonucleoside triphosphate catabolic process; nucleoside triphosphate catabolic process
Cellular component (GO): cytoplasm
Molecular function (GO): nucleoside triphosphate diphosphatase activity; XTP diphosphatase activity; dITP diphosphatase activity
Source: RefSeq, a predicted model, not a curated record
GUAGAGUCAAAGUCCAAUCGUGGGGGAGCUUCCAGUGAGUGCUGGUGAUGUUUUUUACUUGAGACACAUGAACCUGUUCAGUUUCUAUUGGUCCUUGCUUGGGUCUCUUUGGACAUGCUGCUAGUUGUUCAGAUUCUUGGAGACAAAUUUCCAUGCAAAUUAGUAGCCAAGAAAAUUGACCUGCCAGAGUAUCAAGGAGAACCAGAUGAGAUUUCCAUUCAGAAAUGUAGAGAGGCAGCAAAACAGAUUCAAGGCCCAGUUAUUGUAGAGGAUACUUGCUUGUGUUUUAAUGCAUUGGGAGGUCUUCCUGGACCCUAUAUAAAAUGGUUUCUUGAGAAGAUCAAGCCAGAAGGGCUGCACCGAAUGUUAGAAGGAUUUGAGGACAAGUCAGCCAUUGCCCUAUGCACGUUUGCUUAUUGCAAUGGAAAUCCUGAUGAUACAGUUCUUCUAUUUAGAGGCAAAACCUUGGGACAAAUUGUACUUCCCAGAGGCCCAAGGGACUUUGGAUGGGAUCCUUGUUUCCAGCCGGAUGGGUUUCAACAAACUUAUGCUGAGCUCCCUAAAGAAGUGAAGAAUACAAUCUCCCACCGGUAUCGUGCUUUAAAAGAAAUGUCGGACUACUUCAUCCAGAAUGGCACGAAGGUUUGAUGUUUCAACAUCUAAAGGUUUUCUGUGAAGCAUCCCUGUGUUUCUAAAAAUGUUACACAAAAACUUGGAUGUCUGUGGUACUCCUUCCCCAAAGAAAGGCUACAUUUGAGAGUUUUCAUGAAGUACAUCACUACCUGUAAAUGUUAUGAUGCUUAUGUAUAAACUUAAUAAAUUUUAAUACUUUUACAUAAAA